UUGCGAAUCUCAACUCCGGAAACCACGGGAUCCAUUACUAUUGACUCUUGGGAAAGGGAAGUGCCGGCCCUUCGGUCAGCCAUCCAGGGCGAUGUCCUCCUGCCCGGCGAUGAGGGGUACGAAGCCAGCUUGGAACGCUGGUCCAUAGUUUGUAUCAAGCGAGCCGCCCUAGUCAUAAAACCGAAGUCGGCCCAAGACGUAUCCUCAGCGAUCCUUUUCGCAACGAAGCACAACAUCCCCUUCACCACCUGCGGCGGCGGCCACUCCACCGCUGGAACCUCCUCCUCGGACGGCGGAAUGGUUAUCCACCUGAGCCAUCUCCGCUCCGUCUCCGUCGAUCCCGAGAAACGGCUCAUCAGCUACGGCGGCGGGUGCACCUGGAAAGACGUCGACGACGAGGCGUGGAAGCACGGCCUAGCCACCGUCGGCGGGACCGUCUCGCAUACCGGUGUCGGGGGUCUCGUUCUCGGCGGCGGUCAAGGUCUUUUGAGCGGGCUGCACGGCCUUGCUGUGGACUGUCUGGUCGAGGUCGAGGUCGUGCUCGCGGACGGUUCUGUUGUUACUGCCUCCGAGACGGAGAAUGCGGAUCUGUUCUGGGGGCUGAGGGGCGCGGGGGCGAGUUUUGGUGUGGUCACAAGGUUUACCUCCAAGGUGUUUCCUCAGGGCCGCGUGUGGUCUGGAGCGCUCAUAUAUCCGACUUCCAAGCUUCCCGAACUGGUGGCGUGGGCGAACGAGUUCAUCGAGAAGAUGGACGGGGGGCAGUUCGUGGUUAUGGCCUUCGCAUACGCACCACCUCCCAACCAGACGCCGAUCAUCGUUGUGCAGCCGUUCCACAACGGCACCGGAAAAGAGGCCAAGGAAGGUCUCUUCAAGGGCCUACUCGAAGCCGAACCGUUGAUGGACAUGACCCAAGAGAUGGACUAUCCCGUCGCCAACACCUUAGUCGACGCCUCCCAAGGCCCCGGUGCGAGAAGACUGACAGGCGGCACUAACCUCACGGCACCGUUCUCACUGUCCAAGUGGCAAGAGAUGGAGAGGGAAUUCUACGCGCGCGUGGACCAGGAGACGGAUCGCGGCAACGACAUGCGGACGAGCGCCCUGGCGGUGGAGAUGUACAAAAAGGACAAGGUGGCCAGCGUGGGGUUCGGGGCGACGGCGUACUCGAACCGCGGGAUGUACUUCGACUGCAUGGUGUUGACGUGCUGGACGGACCCGGCCAAGGACGGCGAUGCAAGGGGCUGGAACCGGGAGCUGGCGCAGAAUAUCAAAGGGAGGAACCACACAGGCGAGACUGGCGGGGUUGGGCAGUACAAUAACUACUUCAGCGAUGUGGUGGAUGUGAAGGAGGGGUUCAAGGGGAACGCGAAGAGGUUGGUUGAGUUGAAGAGGAAGUAUGAUCCGGAGAACAGGUUUUCGAGGAGUCCCUGGAAGAUUGUUGUGACGUAG
This is a messenger RNA of Colletotrichum karsti, 1446 nucleotides long. Its product is annotated as FAD binding domain-containing protein. NCBI's taxonomy places the organism in Eukaryota, Fungi, Ascomycota, Sordariomycetes, Glomerellales, Glomerellaceae. The record is from RefSeq and is a predicted model, not a curated record. The transcript is spliced from 2 exons. Gene Ontology annotation, molecular function: FAD binding; oxidoreductase activity.